This is a messenger RNA of Mercenaria mercenaria, 4476 nucleotides long. Its product is annotated as von Willebrand factor A domain-containing protein 2-like. The transcript is spliced from 3 exons. The annotation marks the transcript as partial. Lineage: Eukaryota; Metazoa; Mollusca; Bivalvia; Venerida; Veneridae. The record is from RefSeq and is a predicted model, not a curated record.
AUAUUCUUCCCGGUACACAAUAAAUUUGUGAAAACAAUCAUUCCAGGAAUAUGUCAGCCAUCUGUAGCCGAUCUCGUAUUUGUGCUCGAUUCAUCCGCGAGUCAAACAAAAGAAGAAUUUGGGAAACAGCUGGAGUUGAUUAACAAUUUUAUUGACCAUAUUGUAAUAGGAGAAAAUAACCUUCAAGUAGGUGUUAUAACAUAUUCGUUUGAAGCGGUUACUGAGAUUUCUAUAGGACAGUAUAACGAUAAUGUCACACUUAAAGAAGCGGUAAGAAAUAUCAAAUACAGACCUGGAGCGACUUUUACUGACAAAGGCCUUAAAGCUGCAAAGGAACUAUUUGACAGUACAUCUAAGAAUAGACCAUAUGGACAUAUUGCUAAGCGAUAUGUGUUUGUGUUGACGGAUGGUAUGUCGACCAAAAGAAAAGCUACAGUCAAGGCCGCGGAAAAUCUAAAGUCUACAGUGAACAAGGUCUUGGCUAUUGGGGUAGGUAAAGAAGUGUCCCAUAUUGAGUUGCUUGCCAUAGCAUCUAAGGAAAAUACGGCUACAGGACGUUCAUAUGUCUACUCUGUUCAAAAUUUCAAUGCAUUGUACGCAGUUGUGAAAGAGUUGGUGCAAUUAACGUGUGACGAAUGCUCAUGGACGACCUCCUCGGACAUUGUAUUCCUACUAGACAUGUCACCGACAAUGUCAACUGACAAUUUCCAAACUGGUUUAAACGCAAUCACAUAUCUUACACACAAAACAUCUGAAAUGGAAACGGAAAACAAUACGGUCAGAAUUGCACUGGUGACGUAUGAAGAUGGAGCAGACACUCAGCUAAGGAGGGCUUUGAAUGACUCGGAAACAAAGCAACUGUUCUUAUCGUCGAUACAAAGGCUUGUUAUCUCAGACGGUAAUUGUCAAUCUGAUAGACACACGUGUGAAACUUCAAAACUAACCGAUGCUUUAAAAUUUGCUGACAAUACUGUAUUUGACAACACUGUGAACAAAGGCGAUGACAGUCGAGAAAUUGUAAUAGUACUAUCUGAUGGGCAUGAACGUAUCACUGCUGAAAUGAAUACCGAAUUAGAUAAGAUAAAAAGGGUGGGCAGGUCUGUCUAUGCCAUAGCGUUAGGCGCAAGAGCAAAUAUAGGAAAUCUACAGGAUAUAGUGGGGGACCCAGCGCUAGUUUUUUCAGUCUACGACGAAUUUACAAUAAAUUCUUUAGAUGCUCUUACGGCAGAAUUCUUUUUCAGUUCUUGUGAUCUUACAAAUGACUUUCUUGACGGCAGCUAAACGAAACUUAUGCGAUUUUUUUCUACUUUUGUAGCGUCUACUUUUCAUAAAGUUGCCGUACAUGAAAAAAAAAGCGUUUGAUAGUGUCUUACCAUUGUUGUUUUCAUCAACGAAGUAUGUAAACGGAUUGACUAAUAGCUUCUCGUGUCCCUGUUGAAGAAACAGAUGCAAGUUAUUGAGCUAUACACACAUGUUGGACUUAAAAACAACUAAGAAUCAAAAGUAUAGUUUUUUUCGCCUGACUGUAAAUAUCUUUCUUUGUUACUUGCCUAAUGCAGAAGUACCGAGUACGGUUUCAUAUACAAUAACGCAGUCCUUUUUAUACCCCAGUCACACUUACGGCGCGGAUAGCUACGGUAGCAGGCUACACUUCGAAUUUUGCCCCCGUCAAUAUUUGUUAUAAAUAGAACUUCGUGAUUUUGGAUGUCUGUAAAUUAAGGUGAGAGAUAAUGAUUAUUAAUUCUUUAGAAAAUUUAUACAGCCGAUACAUGUAAAAUUCUGAUGUCAGUUGGAAAACUAACUGCUGGUAGCUUUGUAUGAUCAAUGAGACACCUUUUCGCGGAAAAAUUCAAAUCACGGAAGGGUUCUGUGCUUGUUGAUUGAUACUCAGGAACAUUUUCGCUAUUUUGUGAAAAAAACGAGCUGGAUGGGCCCCCAUUCCGUUUAUGUCCUGGCGUUCAGUAAGGACUAUUAAAUUGAGAAAUGCAAUAAAAUUGGACAUCGUUCUUGCAGCGGGAUCAUUGCAGGCUGUUCAAAAGGCGCAAAAUUGAUGAUUUUGGCAUGCUAUUUUUCAUGGAUGGUGUAAACCUUUUGUUUUGAUAACUUUCUUUAUUCUUGUAUGAGAAUCCUGAUCUUGCCAUUAAUUAAAAGCACAAAACAUGCACGCAAUUUAUAAGGUGGCUACACUAAUUCUGCUCACAAGGGAAGUGCAAUAUUGCGACUCGCUACAUGUAAGACCGUCCGUGCCCAAAAUUUUCGCGUCUAAGUGUACCUUGCUACCUUACGUCUAGACACGGAUAGAAACGUAGUAAUCCGUAUCGAUCCGUUCCUGAGCUGUACGGAUUGUUACGGAUUGAUACAGAUUACUACUUUAAGGUACGACUACGGUACGAAUCGAUACGGAUUACUACGUUUCCAUCCGUGGCUAGACGUAUCUAUCCUCGCCGUAUGUGUGACUGGGGUAUUAGUGGAGCUGUGUUUCUUGAACGUGGCUUUUUUCUAAUGCAUAACUGCUUAUUUUUUGUGUGUGGAAAUUAAUCGGAUAUUUUGUCUCUUAUUACGACAAGUUUAAGACAUAAACAUUCUACUGCUUUUACAUUUCUUAAUAGUAUUUAAACUGGAUCUACAUUUUUCGUAAAUUUUGAUAUUAAGCAAUGUUCCUUAGUAUACAUUCAAUUUGUAGGGGUUUCUUUACUUGUCACAUGAUAAUCUUGUCUUGAAAACAUGUUAAAAUGUUUGAUUCAAACGACGCACGUCGCCGGACGACAAAACAUCAUACAUCUGUGGUUCACCGCAUUCCAUACGGUGUCAAAAGUUACAUAUUAACUUUAGAAUUGAACAAACAAUAAAAUACACGAAAUAAAAAAGAAAACGUGUUUGUUCUUGGCGAAGGAAAACAAAUUUUUUUUUUAUUUUCGAAACACCAUGCAUCAAAUUUUCAAGCCUUUGUUGACACUACAUGACAAUAUUGCUUCGACAAUUGUUUUAUGUAUUUGGGUGUUAGGGGAUUACAUAAACCAUUAAACGGUAGAUUUAAUAAAGCUUGCAAUUUUGACAAGAAAAGUGUGCUUUAUUAUGCACUUAUAUGGAUACGGAUGUAAAAAGUAAAAUAAUUUUCAAUGUGAGUCACCCAGUUUACCCACUUUACUCUCCCGCCCACUUAGCUCAACAGGGAGAGCACAGAACAUGAGUUUGAUAAAGACAUUAAUUGUGUCUGAAAUAUUUCGUUCUCCACCUCUGAUGUUUUUUUUCAAUUAUAUUGUAACAGAUAAGUUAAAUACGUUUUUUUUAUUAUCGACAUUACAAACCAGAGAAGAAAAUUGUUGAAUGUUAAUAACCAGAUAAGGGGUCGAGGAGGGACAACUGUGGGAUGAGAGAAUAAAACGGAUAAAUAAUGAAUGAAUAAUUUUUAUCGGCACAGAAAGAACAUUUACAGCCGACAUUAAAAGAGCAAAGCAAGAAACUAAUAUUUAUGGUUAAUGUAGUAUGUUCUUUCGAAAAUGUGUCCCACAAAAAGAAUACAAUUUGUGUUUAUAUGAGUCUAAUGUUCUUAAACUUGUCAUAGUACAGUCAUCCAAGACGAUUCGGGUAACUGCACCACUUGAGGGCACCUGAAAAUAUGUUCAAUGGCAGGUUUUGUCAUAGAGAUAGAAUUUGUUCAAGUACGAAUUAUUAGAAGGUUUUCCACGUGGUGCAUUUCAAUGUGUCGGUUUUGAAUUGAGUAGUGACAAUUAAGAUUAAAUCUUGAACUAUUACUUUCAUACAAUGUAAGCGUGGCUCUUUCAUUCAUCUAAAAAAGAGAAAACUACACUUACACUUUGCACUUUGCUUAAUUAUUAUUGAUGUACGAAGAAAAUGUUGCCAUAUUCAUUUUCCAUAUUUUUCUGAUUGGCACGAAGUGCUCAUGGUGAGCUAAUGUGAUAACGCUGUGUCCGUCGUCCGUCGUCUGGAAAAAGUGACAUCUGAUGGCAAAGAGAGUCAUUGCUUGACAGCUAUACUUAUGUUUGGAUAUGGUACAACAAUACAUGAAAACAAACGGACAUUCCUGAUGAAAGGUAUCGAAAAAUUAGCAUAGCUGUCAAACAAUGACUCUCUUUGCCAUCAGAUAUCACUUUUCCAGGUAUAUAGACAGACCAUAAGAAAAAAUGUCACGUUAAAAAGCAUUGAAUUAUUUUUCUUGAUUACUUGUAUCAAUCUAAUUAAUUUUAUACUUAAAGGCAUUCGAUUUAACAUUUAAACCAGUUUAGAGGGUAAAUAGAAAUAACACAAGUGCAUAGCCACACCGGGAGAGGAACGUUCCAACGUAAGCCAAGUCUCAACGAUGGUUGGUUAUGGUAUAACUCAGUAUGACACGGUUGAUAUAAUUUUCAUAUAUGAUAAUUACUUUGAUUACAUUUACUUCUUUUUUUGCAUUAACAUGUAUUCAGAUUCUAAAUGUAAUCGCAUAAAUUCAUUAAAACAUUUAGAUUUUAAAAA